AUGGACGAGUUAAUGGAAGCUAGCGGAUUGGAAAUCCCGGCGGUGGUGAGCGAGCUGGUGGAAGCGGAAACCACCUUAUCUCCUUCCGUUACAGAUCCUGAUCGUAUGGACUUUUGCGACCGAGAUCAUAUAUACGGAUGCCCUUUGGGAUGGCUUCCCAAAAAGAGUAAUCCGGUGAAGGUAAGCGACUGUGUCCCUCCAGUGGAUCAGUUGCUGGCCAGUGAACAGCUCGUAAAGCAGCUACCCGAGGACCCUAUGCUGGAGGGUCAGAAACAGCCUUGCGUGGUGACCAGGUGUGCCACUGAUGACGUCAGAUACCCGUUAUAUACUCAGCCUUGUCCGGAGAACUGGACGUUCGACGGGUCAACAUGCACAAGUCCCGGCGAAUAUGACGGCCCUUGCAUAGGCAGUUUCUCUUUCCCGUCCAUCACGACCAAAGAAACAUUCGCCGUCGUCUGCAAUGCCCCCUGGUCAUGUGAAUGGCUCCCUCCUUGUGAGUCUUGCCCCUGGAGAUAUACUGCGAAAGACGGCAUCUGCAAAACUCCACGACUGGGCGAGACAUUGGGUAGGGAGACGGCGGCGAGUGACGAGUCGGCAGUGGACGCGCGUUGCGACCAAAUCGACAGCUCAGCAACGAGACAAGAACGCGAAGACUUCCAGUCCGUCUGCGGUCCGCUGGCCUUCGUCUGUGUCUCUCGAGAUGAUUGUAAACGGGACUACAGCAGCUGCCCAAUGGGCUCACUCACGCUUGGUCCUCAUGUGUGCUUCUUCAAUGACCCUGUUGCUGACGAGUCGGGGUGCCCACGAGUUCUCGAUCUUCUGGAACUAGACCAAACUACCAAGGCAAACCUUGCUGCACGGUGUGGCCUAACGUUCCCCUGUCUCCGGGACACCACCAAAGACGAAGAGAUUCUCAAAGCUAACGGAAUCUCCGAAACAUCCAACACCCCCGCAAUCCCAUACGGGCCGAGGAAAUGGCGCCAGACCUCGCAGGCAGUCCUCAGCCAAGAAUAG
Molecule: messenger RNA, 1014 nt
Organism: Gregarina niphandrodes
Lineage: Eukaryota; Apicomplexa; Conoidasida; Eugregarinorida; Gregarinidae
Product: putative CPW-WPC domain protein
Exons: 1
Coding region: 1-1014 (337 amino acids)
Source: RefSeq, a predicted model, not a curated record